This is a messenger RNA of Penicillium cataractarum, 480 nucleotides long. RefSeq names its product putative nuclear transport factor 2 domain protein. NCBI's taxonomy places the organism in Eukaryota, Fungi, Ascomycota, Eurotiomycetes, Eurotiales, Aspergillaceae. Gene Ontology annotation, biological process: protein import into nucleus. The record is from RefSeq and is a predicted model, not a curated record. The transcript has 2 exons. The coding region runs from base 1 to 480 and encodes 159 amino acids. Gene Ontology annotation, cellular component: nuclear pore central transport channel.
AUGGCCACAGCUACUGAAGAUGUCUUGACCAAGGUGUCCACUGAGGCUGCCACCGAGCUGAUCAACAGCUUCUACCCUGCGCUGAAGAACGACCGCAACUCCAUCGCCUCCUUCUACCUACCUACACCCACGAGCAUCCUCUUCAACGGCAACACAGUUGCCGAUGGCGCCGCCGUACAGGACAUCUUCCUGAACCAGAUGCCCGAGGCAUUCUACGAAGUGCAGUCCUUUGACUGCCAAAUCAUCAACCGCGCAUACCCGACCACGACCACCACAGGUCUCAAGCCCACCACCGAGAUGACCGUCAAGGACAUGUCCAUCCUCGUCAUGGCCAGUGGAAACGUGCGGUACGGGGAGAACCGCGACCUGUUGCCACGCGGGUUCAGCGAGACGUUUGUGCUGGUGCCAAACCCGAGUUCUGAUCGCAAGCGCCGACGGGACUGGCUGAUUCAGAGCCAGAACUUCCGGCUAGUUGUUUAG